Molecule: messenger RNA, 1592 nt
Organism: Oncorhynchus gorbuscha (pink salmon)
Lineage: Eukaryota; Metazoa; Chordata; Actinopteri; Salmoniformes; Salmonidae
Product: dentin sialophosphoprotein-like
Exons: 7
Coding region: 153-1262 (369 amino acids)
Biological process (GO): cell adhesion; ossification
Source: RefSeq, a predicted model, not a curated record
CUUCAGCAGCAUCCAUUCACAUCCAAACUGAACUGUGCUGUUCCUCCUUUGGCAUCCAAGAGAAUAGUGAGCAGCUUUCAUCCUCCUGACUAACUACUCUAGAGUUAUCCUGUGGAUUCUCUGAAGAACAAGUCAAGAUACACCUUGUCACAAUGAAGGCUGCAAUUGUUUUCGUCCUGCUCUUUGCAACGGUCCUCGGUCGCCCGGCGAUACGCUCGCCUGGCAACAGUUCAGAGAGCUCAGAAGAACUGGUGAAACCAGCUCCAGUGCUUGGGAUAGCCCCAGCAGAACUUACUGAGGUGGCCCCUGUACAGAAUGUAGAUACCGCUACAACAUCAGACGAGAGCUCCGACAAAGAUGAAACCGAGGGAGCUGAUCCAACUUCAGACCCAACAUUGGACAGCGCAGACAGCGCAGACAGCGCAGACAGUGCAGACAGCACAGACAGUGCAGACAGCGCAGACAGCGCAGACAGUGAUGACACAGACGAGUCCAGUGAGUCAGAGGAGGCAGACACCACCGCUGUCCCUGCAACAGCUGAGCCCACCGUAGAGCCCACAAUGGCUACCACUGAGGCCCCCAUUUACGAUGACGGACGUGGAGAUAGCAUGGCUUACCCCAGCGACUACAAGAAGUCUAUCAUCUAUGUAGAUACUAACAACAUCGAGAAGGGACCCUCUCCUUACAAAUCCUAUGGAAAGAUGGAUGAGGGCAUGUAUGCUGGCAAAAAGGUGUCCGUCUACGACUCCGGGCUCGGAAACGAGAUUGAGAAGACGAUGACAGUGUUCAAGGCCCUGCAGGUGCAUGAUUUAAUGGAGGAGGACACCAGCACCCCUGACGUGGAGAGCCAGGUUCUGGACGCCUCCAGCGGGAAAGCCGAGGAGUCCAGCAUGCGCAAGGCGCAUGUCGACGCAGCCAGCCAGGACAGGAUCCCCUCUGAGAGCACAGAGAGCCAGAAGGCCAAGAGCCUGGAGAGUGAUGCCACCAGUGAGCGCACCAGUAGCGCUAGCAGCGAUGGUACUAGCAAGAGCACCAGCACCAGCGCCAGUAAUGAGACUGACAGCAGCAACAGUAGUGAGGAAGCUACAACCAGGCCUGGGGCAGCAGACAGCGACUCAGCAGAAAGUAACGAGAGCCAUGACAGUGACAGCGACUCAGCAGAGAGCAACGAGAGCCAUGACAGUGACAGCGACUCGGCUGAGGAGGCAGCCACAGUGGCUACCAUCACUACCGAUGCUCCUGUCGUCAUCACUGCCAAGUAAAGGCCUGUCUCUCUCAUCCUGCUGCUGUCGACAGUGAAGAAUGCUACCAGGACCUGGAAGGUGCUCUAUGACCCUGCCUUGGGAGGAGAGGUCAGAACGGAGAGAAUUACAGAAAACAUAUAAGCACAACUCAGGGCCCUUAGGGUCUGAUACAGUACAACAAUAAUACAUGAGAGGAUUCAUACUAGCUAUCUCAUCAUGACAUAUAGAACAGUCAAUUUUGUUCAAUUGCACAAUUAUUUACACUACAUGUUGUUUGUCCCAUUUUUACUGUAAUAAUGUAUAACGUUGUAUCAGUCCUAAAUACAUGCAUUCUUUUUUUUCAUAAAA